AUGGCGGCUUCCGGUCUGAUCCUGCUCUCCAUUUUCCUGCUAACUCUCGCUUCGUGCUCUCUCUCUGCCGCCCAGCAAAUUGUGGAGAGCGAGGGAAGGGGAGCCGAGAGCAAGGUGAGAUUAUUGGAUCGAUUCGAUAAUCGAUAUCCCGAUGGCAGUUACGAGUAUCGAUUCGAAUUGGAUGAUGGAACGUCGCGUUACGAGCGGGGUUACUUUGCCAAAAUCAAUGAGGUGAAAACUUUAAUGGUUGUUGGAUAUUAUUCCUAUCGAAUGAGCGAUGGUCGGUUUCUCACGGUAUUCUACAAUGCGGAUCAAUUUGGCUAUCGGCAGAAUCAAUCAAUUACACCGCAAGUGUAUCCCAAUCUCCCGCGUUCCAUUGAAGUGCCCAUGGCCGGGGAGUCCUCCCCCUUGGAAGCUUCUACCAGUUCCCGAUUGGAAUCCCCCUCAGCUGCGGUAACCCCCUCUCAAUUGUCGACGUCGACGCCCCGGGGAACGGGGAAUGUGACUCCGAAUCGCAGAGGGGGCCGCUACUGA
This is a messenger RNA of Drosophila serrata, 534 nucleotides long. RefSeq names its product Cuticular protein 12A (gene Cpr12A). NCBI's taxonomy places the organism in Eukaryota, Metazoa, Arthropoda, Insecta, Diptera, Drosophilidae. Gene Ontology annotation, cellular component: chitin-based extracellular matrix. The record is from RefSeq and is a predicted model, not a curated record. Gene Ontology annotation, molecular function: structural constituent of chitin-based larval cuticle.